AUGUCUCUCACACAAGAGCAACAAACUUUCAUUGAAGAAUGUGAAUUAGAAUUUGCAGACCGUUACACAAACAAGGACCCGGAUUAUAAAAAAGUUUACGAUAAAGGCAUUCCCGAUCCCCCUAUAAUGUGCCCAUGGUAUAUGAGGUCCAGGAACAACUAUAGAGAUAGAGCAGGAGGUAGUCAACCAUACAAUGAUCACAGAAAUAAUCAGGAUUGGGAGCAACAAGGCUAUGGCAGGAACAGGACUCACAAUAAUAGAUAUGCUCGAAGAGAUAGACCUUAUUAG
Molecule: messenger RNA, 288 nt
Organism: Anthonomus grandis grandis
Lineage: Eukaryota; Metazoa; Arthropoda; Insecta; Coleoptera; Curculionidae
Exons: 1
Coding region: 1-288 (95 amino acids)
Biological process (GO): RNA 5'-cap (guanine-N7)-methylation
Molecular function (GO): RNA binding
Source: RefSeq, a predicted model, not a curated record